GAGGUCGCGGUCCUAAAGUCAGAAGUCUCUUGAUCUUGAGCCAUAAUCUUGAGAGAAUGGAAUAUAUUGAUUAUAUUUGUUGAAUUACAAUACAAAAAAAAUAUUUUUAAAUACCAAAAUGUUCUCACGCUCCAAAUAUCUUGUUUCACGAGUUCUACCUUUAAAGAAUGCAUUUAAGUUGGAAUAUCAAAAUGAAGCUCGCGUAUUGUAUAGAAUCGCUACAGUGAGACACCGCUCGACUUCGCCGCUUAAUACCAUCAUAAUGUUUGUUCCACAACAAGAGGCUUGGAUAGUGGAACGCAUGGGAAAAUUUCACAGGAUACUUGAGCCGGGAUUGAACCUGCUUUGGCCAAUAGUGGAUAAAAUAAAAUAUGUACAAAGUCUCAAGGAAAUUGCCAUAGAUGUGCCGAAGCAAAGUGCUAUAACCUCUGACAAUGUUACAUUGAGUAUUGAUGGCGUAUUAUAUUUAAGGAUUAUUGAUCCAUACUUAGCAUCUUAUGGUGUAGAAGACCCGGAAUUUGCAAUAACACAGUUAGCUCAAACCACUAUGAGGUCUGAGCUGGGAAGAAUAUCUCUUGAUAAAGUUUUUAGGGAGAGGGAGUCCCUUAAUGUUUCAAUAGUACAUUCAAUUAAUAAAGCAAGUGAAGCAUGGGGCAUCACUUGCCUCAGAUAUGAAAUCCGUGAUAUAAAACUACCAAAUAGAGUACACGAAGCUAUGCAAAUGCAAGUGGAAGCUGAGCGUAAGAAAAGAGCAGCCAUAUUGGAGUCGGAGGGAGUUCGCGCAGCAGACAUUAACGUAGCGGAAGGAAAGAGGCAGGCGAGGAUAUUGGGAUCUGAGGCCGAGAAGCAGGAACAAAUCAACAAGGCAUCUGGGGAGGCUCAGGCAAUGCUAGCGGUUGCAGAGGCGAGGGCGCGCGGUCUUAAACUCGUCGCAGGCGCCCUAUCAUUACCGGAAAGUAACAACGCUGCUUCGCUGAUGGUAGCAGAGCAAUACGUGUCAGCCUUCAACAAGUUGGCAAGAACCAACAACACUCUAAUACUGCCAGCCAAUGCCGGAGACGUCUCAAAUCUAGUUGCUCAGGCUAUGUCAAUAUAUUCAACUGUAACAGCGCAUAAUAAACAAGUUCCACACGGUGAACCAAUAAUACCUGAGAUAAUGUCCGAAGAUCCAAUGUACAAACUGUCACUCAAUGAGAAAAGCACAACAUUCGCAGGCCAGCCAGUCCCCAUCGAGGAUGAAAGUUUAGCAGAAUACUACUCAGAUGAUGAAGAGAGACAGAAAGCGUUACAGGCCCAGAAAGAAAAGAAACAACAGAUAGCGUUGGAGAAGGAAACGUAAAUCAUAUGUCAUGAAUUGGUUUGUUGAAUAAAACUAUAAAUUGAA
Messenger RNA from Pararge aegeria (speckled wood butterfly), 1384 nucleotides. It is a transcript of the gene Stoml2, whose product is annotated as stomatin-like protein 2, mitochondrial. The transcript is spliced from 8 exons. Gene Ontology annotation, cellular component: membrane. The record is from RefSeq and is a predicted model, not a curated record. NCBI's taxonomy places the organism in Eukaryota, Metazoa, Arthropoda, Insecta, Lepidoptera, Nymphalidae. Bases 119 to 1339 code for a protein of 406 amino acids.